Carassius gibelio (silver crucian carp) is the source of this 3016-nucleotide messenger RNA. RefSeq names its product proton myo-inositol cotransporter-like. The coding region runs from base 196 to 2031 and encodes 611 amino acids. Lineage: Eukaryota; Metazoa; Chordata; Actinopteri; Cypriniformes; Cyprinidae. The transcript has 11 exons. Gene Ontology annotation, biological process: transmembrane transport. Gene Ontology annotation, cellular component: membrane. Gene Ontology annotation, molecular function: myo-inositol:proton symporter activity. The record is from RefSeq and is a predicted model, not a curated record.
CUGGAAAUCUCGAUCAUGCACGAGGCUGAAGAUCGGCGCUGCGUUAUGAAUCAUAUGACUGCAACAAUUCCCAAAAACUUCCUGUUCGAGCACAACAGAGUGAAAACAAGAGAAGAGGAUUGAGUGAGUGUCUUGUCAAAGCAGGGGCACGGAGAAAAGAGUCUUGCUGGAGACAAUGUGCGUAAGCUGUGGAGAAUGGAGGAGCUGAUAGUUGACAGGAGAGUUGAGGACGAGAGGAGCUUGAUAAAGACGCCGUCUGAUGUCCAGGCCAGCGACCGAGAACAUGACUCGUCCACGUCCACGCGUCAGACCCGCUCUGUCCAGCGCGGCUCGCCAUGUUUCGUCUACACCCUGGCCUUCUUCUCGGCUCUGGGUGGGUUCCUGUUUGGCUAUGACACAGGAGUGGUGUCUGGAGCCAUGCUGCUGCUCAAGAGGGAGAUGAACCUCAGCUCUUUAUGGCAGGAGCUGCUGGUGUCCAUCACUGUUGGCGCUGCGGCCGUUUCCUCUCUGGCUGGAGGGUAUCUCAACGGGCUUUACGGCCGGAGAGUCUGUAUACUGCUCGCCAGCUUCAUCUUCUCUGCUGGAGGAAUCAUCCUGAGCGUCGCACACAACAAAGAGGUUCUUCUGUGUGGGAGGCUCACGGUUGGGCUCGGGAUAGGGAUUGCGUCUAUGACCGUGCCGGUCUACAUCGCUGAGGUGUCACCUUCUGAACUCCGAGGUCAGCUGGUCACCAUUAACACCCUGUUUAUCACCGGAGGGCAGUUCGUAGCUAGCGUGGUGGACGGGGCCUUCAGCUACCUGCCCCAUGACGGCUGGAGGUAUAUGUUGGGGUUGUCAGUUGUUCCUGCUGCGCUUCAGUUCCUGGGCUUCCUCUUCCUCCCAGAGAGUCCUCGCUGGCUCCUGCAGAAAGGAGAUACCCAGAAUGCUCGGCUGGUGCUCAGUCGAAUCCGCGGCGGUGACAAUGUGGAUGAAGAGUAUGAAAGCAUACGGCGCAGCAUUGAGGAGGAGAAGAUUGAUGCUGGAGAGGGUCCAGUGUUGUGGCGUAUCCUGACGUUCGCUCCAGCGCGGCGUGCUCUGAUCGUGGGUUGUGGCCUACAGAUGUUCCAGCAGCUCGCGGGAAUCAACACGGUCAUGUACUACAGUGCCACCAUACUGCAGAUGUCUGGAGUACAGGACGAUCAGAUGGCCAUCUGGCUGGCUUCUGCCACAGCCUUCACCAACUUCCUGUUUACUCUACUAGGUGUGUGGCUCGUGGAGAAGGUGGGCCGCAGGAAACUGACUCUGGGAAGCAUACUAGGUACUGCUGUAAGUCUGAUGGUUCUCGCUGCGGGUUUCCUGCUCUCGGCUCAGGCCUCUCCACCCGUGACCUUUCACCCCAAUGACCCCUCCCUCCACAACUCCACAUGCAUUACAUAUGGGUUCUGUGAAUCCUGCAUGUUGAAUCCAGAUUGUGGUUUUUGUUAUGGUACGAAUGGCACAGCCGUGGUUGAGUCGUCAUGCAUACCUGUGGACACAGCAAACACUGAAGCAGCUGCAGUGGGAAGGUGUUCCAAUGGCACCCAGGAGAGUGCAGGUGUAUUCUGGGCCUAUAACUAUUGCCCAACAUCUUACUCCUGGAUUGUUCUGCUGGGUCUCGUUCUGUAUCUGGCCUUCUUUGCUCCAGGUAUGGGUCCUAUGCCGUGGACGGUGAACUCUGAGAUCUAUCCGCUGUGGGCUCGGAGCACAGGGAACGCCUGCUCUGCCGGGGUCAACUGGAUCUGUAACGUCCUCGUGUCUCUGACCUUCCUUCAUGUGGCCCAGUACCUGACAUACUACGGUGCGUUCUUCCUGUACUCCGGUCUGGCUCUGCUGGGCUUCGUGUUUGUGGUGGGCUGUCUGCCGGAGACCAAGGGCCUGCGUCUGGAGGAGAUCGAGUCUGUGUUCGGGAGACAGCUGUGCAGCUGUGGAGCCGGUGGCACUCCCAGCGUUCAGUACAUCCGGGUAAACGGAGGAAACUACGGCUCUGAUGAAGACCUGAGUGAUGAUGAAUAGACCCUGAUGAAGAUGAUUCAUGGUGCGGGGAUGCUGUGCUUCUCAUUCCAGACAGUCAACGUUCUUGUUGACUCAUGUUUUAAAAUCAGUACACUGAUGCUUGAUAAACAUCAAGAUAUCAUCUGAUAUUUCUGCCGUGAUCAUAUUUGCACAUGUACAGAUGAGUAGUGUUAUAGGCAAAUGUGGCGUUUGCUUAAGUAAAGGCUGUCUGGAUCCACGAGAACAGGAAGUGAGAUCGCUAUCCAAAUAUGUGCUCUGCAUAAACUUUAUUAAACUGAGCAAAUAGACCGCGUAUAAGAGCUGUACAAUCAUCUUUCUCAAAUUCGGAUACUAAUCUUUUAAUGAGCAGAAUUUCAGUAUCGGUGAUAAUCGCGGCAAAUAAGAUUAAAUACAGCUUUAUCAUUUGUUAGUGUUUCAUUUACUCUGGUACUACACGCUAAACAUGUUCCUGGAUCGAAUUAUACAGGUUUUCUAUUAUUGGAAAGUCUUUCUACUUAGAAAUGCUGUGUCUUGUGCUGUUGUCAAAUGAUUAAUCGCGAUUAAUCGCAUCCAAAAUAGUUUUUGUUAGUAUAAUAUGUGUGUGUACUGUGUUUAUUAAUUGUGUACAUAUACACACACACACAGUACAUAUUUUGAAAAUAUUUACAUAUCUAUAUAUUCAUAUAAUUUAUAAAUAAGUACAUGUAAUAUAUAAAAAAAUAAUAUUUAUCUGAAAAUAUAUACAUGCAUGUGUGUGUGUACACGGUACACAUAGAUUUUGUAAACAACAGCUAUUAUUUUGGAAGCGAUUAAUCGUUUGACAGCACUGGUGUUUAAUUCAGUGCGUUACGUGCUGUUUCUUUGUGUUGGUGUUCUCAAUAUAAUACUCACAGUCAAUCAUAAUAAGAUUUAACUAUUGUUCCCAAGAAGACUCUGUGAAGUUGAAGUUGCUGCUGAUAAAUGCUGUAUUUGUACAUUUUCAGAUGAAUAAAUCUUUCUGAAUGGU